GUCGUGUUGGGUUACGAGGAGAGAAAACUGUUUUCAGGGACGCACAACCCCAAUCCGCUUCUCCACUGCUCUUUCUCAAUUCGUCCUUCUCCUCUCCUUGAUUCCUGCUAAUUUCAGAGAUUAGGCUUGGGGAUCUCCUUUGGAGGAUAGGCAUGUUUUAGUAGUGAGUUCUAAGGUUUUACCAAUGGUUGGACAUGUUGUGUCUCCAUCAUUAUGCAUUCAGCUACGGAUGCCCGAGCUUCAUUUUGGUAAAAGAAGCUGCCUUUCCAGGAAUCCUCAUGUAAAGAUUACCCAAAGGAAGCCUUUUGGGAUUUGCAACAUCACAUCAGGGGAGGCUCACAAACUUUAUGUUUCUACUCCCUUGAAUCUUGGAGCGUAUGUUUCUCGGGGAGAGUCUUCUUGUAAGUGUACUUGCUUGGCAUCUCUCGCAGAUUUUGAUGCUGUUGCUGGUUCCGGUUGGGUCCCUAUCGGUGACCAAGUUCUCCUGAUGGCCAGUAUAUUCCUUACAUAUAUGGCUGGAGUGAUUCCUGUUCAAAACUCCAGUUACUCUUCCAGAAAGAACACCGUGGAGGAGAAUUCAUAUGUUGGAACUUCAGAAUCUUCUGACUUUGAUGGUGAUUUGAAGUCUGUAUGGGAUGUGGUGAAAGGAAAGCUUCUAGAUUCUUUGGACGCCAUCAAGCGUGAGAGUACACUUGGAAGCAGACUCCUCAAAGCCAAGCCGCCCCAAGGAAAGCCCCCGUUGAGCUUGUAUGCGAUAUCUGAAGGGCCCCAGUUGUACUUGCUCUGGUCAUGUUUUCAGAAACUUGAAGAAGAGACAAAUAAGAUCUCUACCGCAAUCAGUUCGGAUGAGUGGAUGGUUAGUUUUACUGAUAUUAUCCGCGAAGCAUAUCAAGGAGCAUGCACAGCUUGGUUAAAAAGGGAACUCUGUGUGGAAAACACUGAUUCUGACAAGGGGAUUACUCCAUUGCUGAUCAAAAUGCUUAAUGAAAAGGACGCUGUUUUUGACAAAAUAAGAAAAUCUGGGAAGGAGGAUCUGUUUGCAGAAUUCUUAUAUUUCCACAGAUUUGGAUCUUCAGGGAAAGCUUCCUGCUACGACCUUGGCUUGUUUCGUACUCACGGAGUUGCCAUUUUGGAAGACUUCAUGAUAACUUUAGCAGAUGGGGUCGCUAGCAUCUAUUUAGAGCUCAUCUCUGUAGACAGCAAAUUUUCAAGUGAAAUGAAUAGUGCAGGAUUAGAUAUCUGUAACCUUUCUAGUCGAGCACUCCAAAAACUACGUAACGAGGUAGCUCUAUACCAGUGGUUGCAUCAGAAUAUGGAAGCAGUUGUAUCGAUGUAUGAGGAUCGCUUUGACCUCUACAUUCUUCAAACUCAGGUUAUCAACAACCCUGAUGGUGGUGAUGACACGGAAAGCCAUAGAUGGUGGAGAAAGCUCACACCGGGAAAAGUUAAAGCUGCCUCAUCGCCACCCUUGCGAUACUCCAUAAUCAGCGAUUUCUCAUUGCCCGUUAAACGAACAAAGGAGCUAAAGGCUCUAUCGGGAUGGAGGUACUACUUUAGUCUGUUUCUGGAGCUAUCAGACAUUGGAAUGCCAAUUAUCAGAGUGGUGUUGGAUAAAGUGAGUAGCAUCAUAUCCUUCUUUCUCGUUACCUUGAUUGGUAGAUCAGUCGGACUCAUCUUCACCGGAGUUAGACAAUCUCUCCGGUGGAAAUGAUAUCUCAUAACUGUGACAGUAAUUGUUUCCGUCAACGUCAUUUUUUGGUGAUUCUUGUUUGUUAAGUGAUAAAUUGAAAGAAAAAUUUUAUAUCUAGUUUUGGCAUUGACUCCAUUGCCUCAAAAACGUUGCCAUUGUCCUUGAUGCGUCUGUUUUGUUUAUUACUGAUGCAAGAUUCAUUGUCAUCAGUAAUCUCUCGAAGAUAUAAUCAUGGCCAUUAAUGUAAAGUAGUAAUUUACAAAUGUUAUGAAAAACCAUUACCUUGAUUUUAAUGUGGAUGUAGUA
Molecule: messenger RNA, 1996 nt
Organism: Eutrema salsugineum
Lineage: Eukaryota; Viridiplantae; Streptophyta; Magnoliopsida; Brassicales; Brassicaceae
Exons: 8
Coding region: 185-1711 (508 amino acids)
Source: RefSeq, a predicted model, not a curated record